AAAUGAGUAUGAAUGAUUAUAUGAAAAUAACAUUCUUCAAUGGGUUUAUCAUUCUAUUAGGUGUUGGCCCGUAGAACGGAAUGACAUGAAUUAUACAAUGAAAACAGCCUUUUCAUAUUACGGUAUUACCUUCGUUUUGUUGUGGUCACACUGUAUUCCAUUAACAGUGCCCAGUGGAUAAUAUGAGUUUUAGAUAAACUGCGUUCAUUAAUUUUUCUUCGACUGAAAUUUGACUUACAAUUUUGAACUAUUUUUACUAAAUUCAUUUUAUUUAAACAUUGUCUGGGUUUUAUAAAACAACAAAAUGUCGAAAACUACCAACAUGAAAGAUAUUUUACCCGCAUUCCCCGAGGAAAAUAUUGAUAUGUUUGCCGCUACCAGUGUUUUACAGCAACAAGCAGCAGAAAUAAGAAAUUUGAAUCCAAAUUGGUCUUCUUAUUUACAGUCUCAGAUGAUAUCACAAGAUGUGUUUGACUUUAUUAGUGCUUACGAUGUAACUGAUGCAAAAGGCCAAUUUUUAAACAGCAACCGUCCUCAAGCUGCUAAGGCUUUUUUUAGCUUAUUGGAACAUAUUUCAAAGGAGUCAACUAUACAAUAUGUACUUGUACUAAUUGAUGAUUUAUUGACAGAAGACCGAUCACGUGUAGAAAUAUUUCAUGAAUAUGCUCUUAAAAAAAAUGAACCUGUUUGUGGAAAUUUUUUAAACUUAUUGAAUGCUGCAGAUGGUUUCAUAAAUAAUAUGUCUGCUCGGAUUAUAGCAAAAUUUGCUUGUUAUUCAACUGAUCUCAUCAAUCAAACUGAUCUUCAGUUCUACUUGAAUUGGAUUAAAGAGCAACUUUUGUCUGCAAACAAUGAAUACAUGCAAUCAGUUGCUCGCUGUUUGCAGAUGUUAUUGCGUCGUGAUGAAUAUAGAACUGCUUUCAUUUCGGUUGAUGGAAUAUCUACUCUUUUAAGUAUAUUAUCAGGACGAGUUAAUUUCCAAAUACAAUACCAACUAAUAUUCUGUGUUUGGGUUAUGACAUUCAAUCCAAGAUUGGCUGAAAGAAUGAACAAAUUUAAUGUUAUUCCGAUCUUGGCAGACAUUCUGAGUGAUUCUGUUAAAGAAAAGGUCACACGGAUUAUUCUUGCUGUAUUCAGGAAUUUAAUUGAGAAGCCAGAAGAUAGUACUACUUCAAAAGAACACUGUAUUGCUAUGGUUCAGAGCAAAGUAUUAAAACAACUAAGUAUUCUUGAACAAAGGAAAUUUGAUGAUGAAGACAUAGUGGAGGACAUUCAAUUUUUGAAUGAGCGUCUACAAGCAUCUGUUCAAGACCUAAGCUCAUUUGAUGAGUAUGCUACUGAAGUGAAGUCUGGUCGUUUAGAAUGGAGUCCUGUGCACAGAUCAGCCCAAUUCUGGCGAGAAAAUGCAUCUCGUUUGAAUGAAAGAAAUUAUGAACUUUUACGUAUAUUGGUGCAUUUGUUGGAAACAAGCAGAGAUCCACUAGUUUUAAGUGUUGCUAGUUUUGAUGUUGGAGAAUAUGUUAGACAUUAUCCUCGUGGAAAACAUAUAAUUGAACAGCUUGGUGGAAAGCAACUUGUUAUGCAACUUUUAUCCCAUGAUGAUGCUAGUGUGCGUUAUGAAGCACUCUUAGCUGUACAAAAACUCAUGGUGCACAAUUGGGAAUACCUUGGUCGUCAAUUGGAGAAAGAUCAAGGCACUACUUCAGACAGAACUGCUCUUACAGGAAAAGCUUAAAAAUAAAUGAAAAAUAAAAUCUACGAAAUAAAUUCAUCAUAAUAAUAAUGUACAGUUGUUAAAGUUGUCAUUUUAUAGAUUAGUUAUAUAAACAAUAUUAGUUUGAUAUCA
Molecule: messenger RNA, 1846 nt
Organism: Sipha flava (yellow sugarcane aphid)
Lineage: Eukaryota; Metazoa; Arthropoda; Insecta; Hemiptera; Aphididae
Gene: VhaSFD
Product: V-type proton ATPase subunit H
Exons: 11
Coding region: 305-1735 (476 amino acids)
Biological process (GO): proton transmembrane transport
Cellular component (GO): vacuolar proton-transporting V-type ATPase, V1 domain; lysosomal membrane
Molecular function (GO): proton-transporting ATPase activity, rotational mechanism; protein binding
Source: RefSeq, a predicted model, not a curated record